This is a messenger RNA of Impatiens glandulifera, 1259 nucleotides long. RefSeq names its product protein EXORDIUM-like 5. The record is from RefSeq and is a predicted model, not a curated record. The transcript has a single exon. NCBI's taxonomy places the organism in Eukaryota, Viridiplantae, Streptophyta, Magnoliopsida, Ericales, Balsaminaceae. Bases 42 to 1082 code for a protein of 346 amino acids.
GCUUCACUCACACCUCCGAUCCCCUUCUUCCUUCUUCUUCAAUGGCGUCUGCAAUUAUUCUUAUCCUUUUCUUCUUCUUCCCCUUUUCUUCUUCCUCAUCAUCCCCUACCGCCGCCGUUCAAACACUCAAUAUCAAACCAAACUACUACAAUCCAAAGCUCCCACCAAGAUCUCUCUCCACCUCUAAAAAAUUCGAAGGAUCAUCAAAUCUAGUCGACCUUCGUUACCACAUGGGUCCUGUUCUUUCUUCUCCAAUUAACAUAUACCUCAUUUGGUACGGCAACUGGUCUCCAACUCAAAAACUUCUAAUCAAAGAUUUCCUCCUCUCCAUCUCCACCGCCACCGCCGCCGCCGCCCCUUCCCCCUCCGUUGCCGAAUGGUGGUCCACCGUUUCUCUAUACACAGACCAAACCGGCGCCAACAUUUCCCGUUCAGUCCUUCUCGCCGGAGAAUACGAAGACAACCGUUACUCUCACGGUACUCAUCUCACCCGUUUAUCAAUCCAACAAGUUAUCGCCUCCGCCGUACAAUCCGCACCUUUCCCAGUCGAUCAUCGAAACGGGAUCUAUCUAAUUCUCACUUCAACCGACGUCACGAUGCAGGAUUUCUGCAGGGCGGUUUGUGGGUUUCAUUAUUUUACAUUCCCAUCUAUGGUUGGAUACACACUUCCUUAUGCUUGGGUUGGGAAUUCAGGGAAACAAUGUCCUGAAGUUUGUGCUUAUCCGUUUGCUUUACCUGGUUAUAUGGGUGGAGGAGGGCCUGGUUUGUUGAGACCACCGAAUGGUGAUGUGGGUGUUGAUGGUAUGAUAAGUGUGAUUGGACAUGAAUUGGCGGAGUUAUCUUCUAAUCCAUUGGUGAAUGCUUGGUACGCCGGUGAAGAUCCGACGGCGCCGACGGAGAUUGGAGAUUUAUGUGAAGGUCUUUAUGGAACCGGCGGCGGCGGCGGCUAUAUUGGUCAAGUUAUGAGAGAUGAGAAAGGACAUACCUACAAUUUGAAUGGCCGUCGCGGCCGUAAAUAUCUUGUACAAUGGUUAUGGAGCCCUGUUUUGAAAGCCUGUGCCGGACCUAAUGCUUUGGAUUGAAUUGAAUCUGUCGUAUUUAGCGACGCUUAUGAGCCGUCGCUAUUUUGUAGAAUUUUGAUUUUGAUGAUUCCACGCUUUUAAAAAAGGUUCUUUUAGAAUAAGAAUUUCUUUUUGUAUAUAUGCGGAAGAUUUUUAAUAUAUAAACUAUUUUUAAAUGUUUUAAUUCAUAAUUUAAUA